GUGAGCCAACGAGCUCAAAGACCCAAAAGACUGGACUUAGUAAGUAAGUAAGUGAAGUGACGAGCACAGGAAGCCCGUGAAUCAGGCCCUUGGUAGGACACGCCUACUCGAUCCCGCCCGGAUCCUCGAUCUUGGAUAUCUUGUGGGUCAUCAACAUGAGUCCGAUCAUCGACGCCAACGACAAGUCCUCGUUGAAGGAACUGGACGGAUGGAUUGAGCAACUCAUGGACUGCAAACAACUGGCCGAGAACAACGUCAAGACACUCUGCGAAAAGGCCAAGGAGAUUUUGACCAAGGAGUCCAAUGUGCAGGAGGUCAAGUGUCCCGUCACGGUCUGUGGCGACGUCCACGGUCAAUUCCACGACCUCAUGGAACUCUUUCGCAUUGGCGGCAAAAGCCCCGACACCAACUAUCUCUUCAUGGGAGAUUACGUGGAUCGAGGAUACUACUCCGUCGAGACCGUCACGCUCCUGGUCUCAUUGAAGGUUCGAUUUCGCGAGCGCAUUACUAUCCUUCGCGGAAACCACGAGUCCCGACAAAUCACCCAAGUCUACGGAUUCUACGACGAAUGUCUCCGCAAGUAUGGCAACGCCAACGUCUGGAAGUAUUUCACGGACUUAUUCGACUACUUGCCCCUGACCGCAUUGGUGGACAGUCAAAUCUUCUGUCUCCACGGCGGUUUGAGUCCGAGCAUCGACACUCUGGACCAUAUUCGAGCCCUGGAUCGCCUCCAGGAAGUUCCCCACGAGGGACCCAUGUGCGACCUGUUGUGGUCAGACCCCGAUGACCGUGGAGGUUGGGGAAUCUCGCCGCGUGGUGCAGGCUACACAUUUGGUCAGGACAUAUCGGAAACGUUCAACCAUUCGAAUGGACUCACCUUGGUGUCCAGAGCCCAUCAGCUUGUCAUGGAAGGAUACAAUUGGUGUCAUGACCGAAACGUGGUGACGAUAUUCUCCGCUCCCAAUUAUUGCUAUCGAUGUGGAAACCAAGCCGCUAUCAUGGAACUGGAUGACGCGCUUAAAUACUCCUUCUUGCAGUUCGAUCCGGCUCCUCGUCGUGGAGAGCCCCACGUGACUCGGCGUACCCCGGAUUAUUUCUUGUAAACUUGACCAACUGAAGGAAGACGAGAGUGAAACAGAAAUUCUUUUGUCUCCCGCCCGCCGCUCCCUCCAUUCUCGAGUAGCCAACUUCAGCAGAAGAACCCGCCUCUUCAACCACCCACAAUUUCCACAGAAGGGGGAUCGUCGUAACCCCCUCAUCCAUUUCUUUGACUAGAAAUAUAAAAAAAAGCAUCAUUGACCCUCGGGAUGUGCGUGUGUUUUGUGUGUAUUUCACGGUCAUUGUGUCACGGUUGUGUCUAAAUGAAAGAUCCACAUGUGUUGUCCCAACCACGUGUUGAAAUAAGAAUAUUAUGAUGUGCCAUCAUCAAUAACAAGAAAAGAAAACCACCUCCCUUCCCUCUUCCCUACAGCCCUCCUUUGCAACAAACCUAAAAAAAAAAACCCACCCUCUUUUAAGUUCAGUUUUUAUUGCCAUCCUCCUAAUUAUUCCUGACUAAUAUUCCCACAACCCAUCGCCUCCUACUUCCUUGACCUCUCCGCUUCUGAAGAGAAGGACAGAGAGGAGACUCGUUUAGUGUUUAGCCAGUCAAGUAGAGACCAGAAAGGAGCCGGGUCAAUCAUCUAUCUCGCUCCUCCGCCUCCUCUUCAACAACAACAACGACAAGAAGUAUAAAGCCACCACCACCACCACCACCCACUGCAGACGCCGUUCCGAUUGAUUGCAUUCAUCAAAAUUAUAGACAGAAAAAUCAAUUUAAAAUACAUAUUGAUAACUUAAGCCCAA
Tigriopus californicus is the source of this 1845-nucleotide messenger RNA. RefSeq names its product serine/threonine-protein phosphatase 2A catalytic subunit beta isoform (gene mts). Gene Ontology annotation, cellular component: cytosol. The record is from RefSeq and is a predicted model, not a curated record. Lineage: Eukaryota; Metazoa; Arthropoda; Copepoda; Harpacticoida; Harpacticidae. Gene Ontology annotation, molecular function: protein serine/threonine phosphatase activity. Bases 156 to 1103 code for a protein of 315 amino acids. Gene Ontology annotation, biological process: peptidyl-serine dephosphorylation; mitotic cell cycle. The transcript has 7 exons.